Molecule: messenger RNA, 3154 nt
Organism: Drosophila ananassae
Lineage: Eukaryota; Metazoa; Arthropoda; Insecta; Diptera; Drosophilidae
Gene: Moca-cyp
Product: peptidyl-prolyl cis-trans isomerase G
Exons: 8
Coding region: 111-2951 (946 amino acids)
Biological process (GO): protein folding; protein peptidyl-prolyl isomerization
Cellular component (GO): intracellular membrane-bounded organelle
Molecular function (GO): peptidyl-prolyl cis-trans isomerase activity
Source: RefSeq, a predicted model, not a curated record
GCCACACUGUUUCUAAUUUAUGAUCAAGUUGGCAGCUUCUACAUUGUGCAACGCGAAACGAAGCAAAGAAUUGAAUAAAAACUUAAUUGGAAAACAAAUUCGGCGGUAAAAUGACGGUAAACAAGCGCGACGCGAGCGCUUCGCGUCCGCGUUGCUUUUUUGACAUUUCGCUGGGCGGUUUGGCGGUGGGACGCAUCGUGUUCGAGCUGUUUGCAGAUGUGGCGCCGAAGACGGCGGAAAACUUCCGGGCGCUGUGUACUGGCGAGAAGGGGGUGGGCCUGGUCACCGGCAAGAAGCUCCACUAUAAGGGAGUGAUUUUUCACCGUGUGGUCAAGGACUUCAUGGUUCAGGCUGGUGAUUUCAGUGCGGGCAAUGGUACCGGCGGCGAGUCCAUCUAUGGCGGCACCUUCGAGGAUGAAUGCUUUGAAAAGAAACACGACCGCCCAUUCCUGCUGUCCAUGGCGAACCGGGGCAAGAACACCAAUGGUGCCCAGUUCUUUAUUACAACACAGCCUGCGCCACAUUUGGACAAUAUCCAUGUUGUAUUUGGUCAAGUUAUUUCCGGCCAGGAGCUAGUCCGACAAUUGGAGGAGCUGCCAAUCGACAGGAACUCACGUCCUCUGCAGGAUGCGGCCAUUGCCAACUGUGGGGAAUUGGUUAGACAGACAAAGGCCAAAAAAGAAAAGAAGCGAAGGAAGCGCUCCGUUUCUAGUGACGAUUCCCACAGCGAGGAAAGCGAGGACGAAGUUAAGGCCACUAGCAAGGACUCUAAAAAGAAGAAGCGCAACCGCAAAGAGUCCAACUCGUCCGACAGUGAAGAUACUGAUGUCCGACGUGGAAAUGGUCGACACGAGCAAGCUCCGCCGGAUGAUGACGAGGAACGGGAAGAGGGCGAACUGCAUCCGCUGGUCACAGUUACAAAAAUAGAUCCCAACGAAAUUCCAGAGGUAUCCAACAAAUUUCUGAUGCGCGGCGAGAGAUCACGAUCGCGGGAUAGGGAUGAUCGUGGAGGUCGUGGACACGAUCGUGACAGGGGCAGGGAGAGGGAUAGAGAGCGGGACAGGGACCGCAACCGAAACGCCUUCGGUUGGUCGAAGAAACAGGCGCCGCCCAUGUCUCGCAGCGGUCGAAUUGUCAAAGGACGUGGCGUGUUUCGCUUCCGGACACCAUCACGCAGUCGCUCACGGAGCACAACUCCCCCGCACUGGAAGCAUGCCCAGAAACGCACCAUCAAGCUGGCAGAUUUGGAGCGCAUCGAGGAGGAGUCCAAAGUUCGCGACGAGGAGGUAAAGCGGCGGGAGCAAGAGCGCAAACGGCGCCACGACGAGGCAUCCAAGAAUCCCAAAAAGUCGUUCUUCGAGCUGCCGCAUGCGAGCACUUACGGAGACAAUUCUCCGGAGAAGGUCUCUUCGGAGCAGAAAGCCAAGAAUAAGGAUGCCGCCAAAGACAAUGACAAGGACAAGGAGGGCGAGAAGGAGAAACCGAAGGCGGAGACGCCCAACAAGAGACGCAAAUCAAUGGACAUGAAUGCCCUGGACUAUGAGCAGCAGACGGAAUCCGAACCGGAGUCCGAAGCCGAGGAGCGGGAGAAGGAGAAGCCGGCUCCCAAACUGGAAAGCAAGGUCGAACUGUCCACCAAGCAGGACCGCUUCUCGAGGCGCGAAGAUAACAAGCCGGACGAAAAGUUCAGGAACAAACGGAGUCGUUCGCCUAUCCGACGACCGGGACAGAAUCCCAACCAACACCAGCACCAGAAUCCGAAUCAAAAUCAGUUCAAUCGCAAUCGUCGCAACCCUUUUGCCGACAGGGAUCGACGCAACCGAUCCCGAUCGGGCGAUAAUGAGUACAGGAGUCGUUUUCCACUGUCGCCCAUCAGGAACAGGGACUCACCAAGCGGCGAUCGUCGACGACAGCAGCGUUCCCGCAGCCGUGGCCGAAGACAGGAUUCUCCGCCUCCCAGACGCCAGGAGUCGCCCCCGGUUAGGAAGCCCCAGGACUCCCAAAGUCGCAAGCAUCAGGAGGAGGAGUCAUUUGGGAAGAAGCGUCCGGAUUCGCCGACCAGAAAGCGUCUGGAUUCUUCCGGCAGAAGACCGCAGGAGUCGCCAAAUAAGAAGCGCGAAGAAUCCCAGGCUAGAAAACGGACAGAUUCUUUAAACAAGAGGAGUCAGGAUGCUCCUAGCAAGAAGCGACAGGACUCUCCGAACAGAAAGCAACAGGACUCGGUGGCGGGAAGGAGACAGGGAUCACCUGACAAGAAACGCAGGGAUUCGCCAGACAGAAAACGCAAGGACUCGCCGGACAGGAAACGCAAGGACUCACCGGACAGGAAACGCAGAGAUUCUCCCGAGAGGAGACGCAGAGACUCCCCCGAUUCGAGGCGUCGCGAAUCUCCCGGCAGAAGGCGAAGGGACUCGCCUGGACGACGGCGUAGGGACUCACCGGGGCGCAGGCGAAGGGACUCGCCGGGACGGCGGCGCAGUCGCAGCCGUGGACGCCGACACAGCUCGUCGCGAAGUCCGCUGCCCAAGCUCACUUCGGCGCUGCCGCUGGACGAGGAGAAGGACAAGGCGAUGGCCCGCGAGAAGAUGCAGAAGCGCGUGGAGGCGGCGCUGUUGUUGAAGGAGCACAUGCGCAAGGAAAUCGCCAAAGAGGAGGAGAGGCGGGCCGAGAAGCAGCGCCAGGACGACAUGGAAAAGGAGCGCACCACUCGCGAGCUGAACGAACUGGAGCGCCUGAAGGCUGAGACUCUGAAGAAGCUUCAAGACGAACUGCAUGCCUCUGAAGCUGCAGGUCCUGCCGAAGGAUCUGGCGCCAAAGCGGCAUCAUCAGCAGAAGCCAAAUCCGAAGCCAAUCGCGGCAAACGCGACGCGAGUCCUGAGGAUCGUCAUCGUGACAAGAAGCGCAAGCAUAAAAAGUCAAAGAGGUCCUCCGCCCGCUCAGACUCGGAAUAAUAUACAUACGUAUGUUAUGUAAGAAAGCCGAGAAAUAUCCUAGACAGUAAUUGAUCCUUAGUAGCAGUUAACCCCCUUUUUUUCUAACAUCUCCAUACCAUUAACACUUUCAGACAAAAUUGUAAAAAUCACUUCACCCAAACUAAAUAUUUACUGAAAAGCGUUCAAUAAAGGUAAACUUCACUGUAGUUUAUAAAAAACAA